UAGUCCGCAGUCACAAUUCGGACGUUCGGCGGUGUAGGCGUCGCGCCGCUUCGAGUGUUCGUCGCGCGAUCUCUCCGGAGAUAGAGAGAGAGAGAGAGAGAAAGAGAGAGAUUAUCUCCGGAAGUAGCGUCUUCGGCCGCGUAAUUUCCUUCGUUCUUUCCGUUCCCCGGCGCACUUAUCCGCGAGAGAUAUUCAAGUUCCGGCGAGGUUAGACGUUCGAACCGUUGCUGCGAAACUGUUUCUACGACGAAACUUCUCUCACCCGACGAUCCGGCAUCCGUCGCUGGUGGGUUUCUCGUCGCGAAGUGAAUCUAGUAUUCGCGAGUGCCUAAAGUUUACCUUUUCGAGACUCCCGGGAUUCUCCGCGGAUGUAUUCUCGCGCGAGAAUCCGCGAUAAAGCGCGCGACUUUAAGCUACGCCCGGCCGGCGCGUAUUAAAGGGAGAUAUGCCCGAAGCGCCGACGGCGGCGUCGACUGACAGCCGCGGCGGAGCAGCUGCUUGUUGUUGAAACGUCAGCGGAGCGACGCGAUAGAUUUUCUCUCUCUUCCUCUCGGGCAAGGAGAUGCGAGAUCGUCAGGGCGAAUCCACGUAGAAGCGUCACGCGAGAGGAGAGACGCGGGUGUGUUUCGUACCGAGACGUUCCUGUUCGUUCCUGCUCCGAGAUGUAGCUUGUCGUGCGCGCGGAUCCCUCCGUUCGCUUCCGCGAAGGGAAGGCGCCGAUCAUCAUCAUCAUCCACCGUCUUCAUCAUCGUGCCGUGCCGUGUCGUGUCGUGUCGUGUGCUCCUAUACGUUUGUACUCCGUUGAGGUUAUGGUGCUACUGCUCGGCCGCCUUCUUCCCGAGAAGUGACGUAGGAUUGUUGUCUCCCGGAAAAACACAGAGACGUGAUGUGUGCGGGAUACUAGGUGGGAAAGGACUUCAUCCUCUUCUCCCGCGUCCGAGAUGACGGAACGUUGUCUGCCGGACGCGUUCGACUAGUCGUCACAGUGGAGUUCUGCUUAAUCGCAGCCUCGGGAGGGGGUGGUUCGAUGUUGGUCCCUCCCGUGGCCCAAGGUGGGACCGGCGAUCGUCCCGUGGGGGACCCGGUGGCACGGGCGCAGCAGACGACCGGCACCGCCGCCGCAACGACGACCCUAUGGCCUUUAGCACCUGCGCAGCCCAAUCAGGUUCCCAAUCAACAGGCCCAGGGCAUACCAUCCCUGGCCGCCACGCCUGCGCCCGCUCACAAUCAAGGUGCGAACCGCUACGGACUGUACUCGUUAUUCCCAGGGGGUGGCGGGGGCAGUUACGUCGCCGCCACUCCUGCCACCCCCGGGCAACCGACGCCAGCACGAGCUUAUCACGCGACGACGCACAAGGAACGAACAAUUUCAGAGAGCGUGUUUUCCGCGGCGGUUGGGGUCGGGAUGGGCGGCUACACCUGGGGCGCUCCCACGCCCCCGCCGGGAUCGCCCUACAGCCCCGUGCCCGUGACGCAGCUGGAGCUGCUGGCGAAAAACUUGGCGAACCUGGCGCCCGCGGCGGCGGGCCAGCAGGCCCUGAGUCUGCAGGGUGUCGGGGUUAACGUUGCCGGUAGCCUGCAUCACGCCCAGCAUACCCAGCACACUCAGCAUACCCUCAACCUCACCGGGCUCCACCAUCUGCAUCACGGCGGCCUCCACCAGAACGCGUUCUCGCCCCAGCUGUCCCUGGUGACCGGCGGCGCGCCGACGUUGACCAUCAACAGCUUCUCGUCACCCAACUCGGCGAGCGGGAUCGCGCCGACGACGGGUGUCCUUCUGCAGGAGUACCAACCGCCGAUAGGCGCGACGGCGACGACAGGAUGCAACGUCACCGUCAACUCGGGCUCGUCCUGCCUGACCAACACCAGCAGCACGACCAGUGGCAUGCUGGUGCACGGCGGUGGUGCCGUCCAAGCCGCCGCCGUUCAAACCACCACCGCCGCCACCACGGCCACGAAGAAGCGGGAGGCCUUUCUGCCCAGUCAAGGCCAACCGGUGAAGCUGGAGAACAAAUCGACCAGGACGUCGUGCCUCUGCAGGAAUAGCAAUGGAAAGACGAAGGUGGUGCAUUCGGAGGUGGGUUGUAGCAGGACCUUACCUGUCGCUUCAUCUUGGAACGGACAGGACAGCAAUGCGGGUGCCAACAAUAGCGGUGCCAAUCUGACGGUGAAGAGGGAACCCUUGGCCUCGGUGCCCUGCCAAGUCGCCGAGGUUUCCACGUCUCUACACGCCACCACCACCUCCGUCAAGAUCGAGCCCGUUCCACCCAAGUCCGAGAACGGGAUAGCGGUCUCGAAUGCGGCUGCCGGUGGCAUACCGGUCGGCAUCGCUGUGGCGAGACAGCGGUUGCAACACCAGGAGACUUCGACGUCUAUGCGCAACGUGUCCCUAAGUCAUCACACGUCGCAUCACGCGACGAGCUACCAUCAUUUCCAGCCGGACAGUCUGGGCUCCAGCACGGCCAUGGCGGUAGGCGGCACCACCCUGGUGCACUGCGGAGGGCCUGGAGGGGAGGAUCGUGCGGCCCACCUCGCUGCCAUUCCCUCCGGGGCGCUCGCGCCCUCGCUGAGCCUGAAUUCCAGUCUGAAUUCCAGCCUGAAUUCCACCCUGGGCAGCAUCGGCGGCGCACCGGCGGCCGACACGGCCGCCACCGCGUGGCCGCCCACGCUGUGGCAGUAUCCGGCUGCAGCGGCCGCAGCGAUGCCAACGGAGCCGGUAGGCUUUCCGCAAAUGGGCUCCGGGCUACAGGGCGGUUUGCAGCUGGUCCGCGAUCCGUCCGGGCACGUGAUCCUCAUCCAUGCCGCGGAACAAAUGCAGCAGGCCGUGGUGUGGCCUAAUUAUCCCAAUCACAACGGUAACGUUGCGCCGCCGCCUCUUCUGCUGCCGCCUCCACCUCCCUCGAUACAGCUUUUGAGCGACAUCGGCGGCGCGAGGCUGGUGCUGACCGAGAACAAGAGGAAGCAGCAAAGCGCGCUUCCCAUCGUCAAGAUCGAGGCGGAAUGCAGCAACAGUCCCACCACCAUAAUCACGUCGUCCACCGAGUCGUCCAAGACGGCACUGCAGACUAUGACCUCUGUGACCGGCGCCUUGGUACCGGAUGCCGCCCUGGUCACCACGUUGCACUAUUAUCCACCGGCGCCGGCGUUGGUGCAGAUCAGCCAGGCCGAGCCUACCACGCACUGCAGAUCGCAGGCCACGUCGCCGGUUUCGUAUCUGACGCCACCCCCGGAAGUGCCGGCGACGAUUCGCGCCAUCGAGCCGCCGUCGUUCGGUGUCCAGGACGCCUCGAAUCAAACGGAUGCGCCCGAGGAUGCCGAAGAUCUGAAACAGGAAUCGCUCGUUAAGCAGGAGCAGAAUCCAAGUCCCUGCCAGGUCGCAUCCCAGUCGAAUCUGGGAAAUUUCGAGAUCGCGGCACCGCCUCCGUCGACGGAGAGAAUCUGCAACGUCGUCAGAAUCACGACGACCACAACUACGAUGAAUCCGACCGUCUGCGGCAUCGUCGCCAAGGUGGAUAAAGCGGAAAACACGAUCAUCAACAUGGCCGAUUGCGCCAAGUACUCGGCCAAGGACGGUAGAGCGAUCGUCAAGGCGAUCGAGCCCGACGCUGCUCGGACUGACGAGGAGAUCUGCAGGGAUGACAAAACAUCCAUCUGUAACAGCAGGGCCGGCAGGAUCGGCGCUAGAAUCAUCGAGAUCACGGAAGAGAACUGCGACAGCUUCCACGAGAAUCUAGAGUUCUUCGCGAGGAGGAGAGACAUCAGUGUGGAUCAACGCGAACGUCACGAUAGUUAUCCCAAUGAUGAAGAGAACGUUGCGCAAGAGUCCAAGGUUCAUGAAAAGAUAGAGGUCGAGUCAAAGAUUAUCGACACUUCGGAAAAUGUCGAAAUUCGCCGUCAAAUGUGCACCAAAACAUCGGAGCCGCCAAUCUUCAACGGAUCCAAGUUAAACACUGUCGAUUCCACAGAAUCGUCGAGAAUCAAUUGCGACAGUAGCGACAAAAACGUCACAAAGGACACUUCGAACGGUGAAAUACGGCCUCAGAUCACUGUAAAGUCCUUCGACAUGCCCAAUAUCGAUUGCGAUGAUCAGGAGAUCGCGCCACAGGUGGUCGUCAAACAGGAGGCCGACGAGAGCUGCUACGAGGUGUGCUACGAGCCGUCCCGAUGCGAGCCGACGUCCACCAGCGAGAGAUCCAGGCUAUCUAGCUGCGAGAAAUUAUCACCGGAGGCGACGAAGAAGCACGCGUUGGAGAAAUCCCAUCAUCCAGGUAUCGAGAACGUGGUGGAGAAGCUGAAGAAGAACGCGGCGGCGCUGCAGGAGGCGGCGGCGCUACCCGCCGUGCAAAAGUUCGACGAGUCCACGGAGAGAUCCAACGCGGAAAGCGUCAAAUCGCGCAGACAUUCCGAGACGAUCCCGAAGAAGCUGCAUUUCUUGAGAUCGUGCCAAAAUUCCCUGGAGGGUAGCGUCGAGGUCUCCUCCUCUUCGCAAUCCACGACGUCGGAGCGGCACGUUCAGGACCAAUCAGGACAGUAUGCGUCAUCGAUAAAGGAUGACAGGCACAAUGAUGAUGGCGGCAGAUCGUGUAAUAUAUCCGGCGAGACUUGCCUGCUCGGUGACAACAACAACGACAGUAGGAGUAACAACAACAACAUCAAGGCACUCGAAGACAAGAAACUGUUCGCUAAAAACGAAAAGAACAUUUGCGAAGUCACCGCCUAUGUCAAACCCAAGACCGUUUGGCGCUGUGAGGUGCAGCCAAUCGAAAAGCCUCAGACAGCUUGCAAGCUCGAGGACGCGUUCUCGGAGACGAAAUCCAGAAUCGAAAGCCAGCAAAAGCCGCCCAUUGACCUAAGCGGUCUCGAGUUAUUGUCGAACAGCAUCGACCAAUUGGAACGAGUCGGUCAACCGGAACAACCGCAACCGGAUACGGAACCGGCCGAAAAGUCAUCUGUUAGAGGCAAGCUGAUGAGUCAGCAGAGCGAGAAUAAUAAUAAUAACGUCGGCAGUCCUCUUGGUUUACUCUGUGCGUUAGCCGAACAGAUUAUGGAGGUGGCCGACAAAGCUCCCCGGAAGCUGAAUCUGGAAAGUUCGGAGGAGAUCUCACAGGCUGGUAGGUUACUGUUGAAUCUGGGCAGAGGUCCAGAUUAUCCCGAGCAAGAUGGAAGCAAGAGAAAGUAUCCUGAAGGCGACGAUUCCCAUCAUUCCAAACGAUCCAAGCUCAAUAAUCACGAAGAACAGACUAGUAAGAAUGCAUCGUCACCGAAUCAUUACGACGAAAUUAUCGAGAACAGGACGGGAAAACAGCAGGAGGAGCUCACGCUUCGAAGGAGGUCGAAAGAAGUUAGUAAAGACGUCGCCAAAGAUAGGACCACGGAAAUUAUGAGGAAACAGCAGGAAGAGGCACUUCCAAAAUCGAAGGGGAGCAUCAAGUGUGAUACUUCCCUAGCGAAAGGCAAGAUAACGGAAGCUGCAGGAAAGCAGCAAGAAAGAAUCCCUCUGAAAUUAAGAGACAUUAAACGCACCCUUGACUUUUCCGAAGAGGAAAUUCAUAGCGCGAAUAAAAAAGUCAGUAAUUUGGAAGAUCAGUCUCUCGAUAGGGAUUAUUACUCCAAUCAACGUGGCACAAAGCAUAUUAAAGAUCUCCAAGUUUCCUCAGACGAAACAUUCGGCAAUUCGCAAAAUAAUGGUGUCCAUAAUGAUAAGAUUGGCAAAGAAAAUGAUUUUUCAGAAGGUGAAGUAUUCGAGUCGAAGAUUCUUCCUGAUCAGUCAGCGAGCUGCGACAUUGAAAAUCGCAAGGUAUUCGUCGAAGAGAGAGACAGCCAUGAUUACAAAAAUGCACGGAUGAAAUUAGAGACGAAGAAGUUCAUUACCAAAAAGGGAAGUUGUGAAAAUGAUGAUGAUGACUGGCCAAACAUGAAUGCUACCGAGUUGGACAUGAGAGUCCGGAUGGCCGACAUCCAAAGGCAGUACAGGGAAAAGCAGAAAGAGCUCUCCAAGCUGAUCCCCAAGAAGGACGAAAAGAAGAACUUUAGCAGGCCGCGGAAGAAGAGUCAUUCUUCCACCAGUUCCGAGCAUGGAAUAUUAUCGCCGCCGCCUGCGUUGGAUUCUAUGAACUCCCCGUUGCAAAAAUCACCAUCAAGGUCAUCGGAAUCGCUGGACGAUAGUGCACCUCCACCGUUGGCCUCGGCCGUCCUGGCUAUGCCAAAAUGCAACGUGAAUCUGGUAAAACUCGGCGAGCCCAGAAGCCACAUAAAGCUUCUGGAUAGCAUCCCUAGCAUCCCAAUAUCUGUACCGGUGACAUCGCCGAUCCCUGGUUCGAGCAAAGCGGCACCAGAGGAUGACGAAAAAAGUACAGGAAUGGUGAGUUACGAUACAUCAUCACCUGCACCAACUGUCGCGAGCUUGAGCUCCGCUUCCAAGAAGAGAAAAGUAGGACGACCGAGGAAGCUGACGUGCACGUCGGGCAACGCCAGGCACUUGACGGAGACGAUUGUCGCCAAGAAACCCAAGAGCAAGAGUUCUCUAGUGGGUUACGUGCUGUCUUCAAAGAGUAGACAUCUACAAACCAAACAAUGCAUAAACAGUAAGACCGGCUAUACACCGUUGCCGUUCAAGUCUUCUUCUGGAGUGUCUCUUCCGAAGACGCAAUCUAAGACACAAAAAGUCACGAAAACGAAGGCAAAGCCGGCGAAGCAGACUCCGCUGCACAACAAAAACGUGAUUAGCUCGAUUAUCGCCGAGAAAGCGAAGCUGAGCCAAGAAAUGAAGCUUGAGAAGCAUGGCAGUAAAGUGAAACCGAAGCUAAAAGCGGAGGUAAAGGUGAAAAAUUGGGAGGAUGACGAAAACGAUGCGGUACCAUCCGAAAACGUUCCACCCGAAGAACCCGUCAUUCAAAAACUCGUCGAGGAAACGUCGGUGGUGGAGCCGUCGAUAGAGCCUCCAGCGGAGCAGCCAUCGGAGAAAGAGCCGGAAAAACCGCGCCACGACAAGUCGAAGAAGAAGAAGCGAAAGUCCAGUUCGUCGCAGUCGCCGAGCCACGACCGGAAGGAAUCCAAGCGUCGCAGAUCCCUGGAGUGCAAGCAGUGCGCCGCCGCCGCCGCAGUCGCGAGAACCAGUGAGACAAGUAUCAUCAACAAGUGCAAGCUGACGGCCGCGCAUCUGACCAUCGAUCAGCUGCGCGUCCUCAUGGCGAUCGGCGGCCUCUUCUACGCGGGCAGACUCAGUGCCGUCCAGGCGCCGGAUGUUUACGCCAUCACGCUGGAUGGUGAACGGGGAAACAGGCCGCAUAUUCACUCCCGAGAAGAGAUCCUGAGAGAUGCGAUCGUGGAAGUGUGUCCGACCUCGACGAAAGAGCUACCACCUGGUACAAGAUUGUGUGCGUAUUGGAGUCAACAGUACAGAUGCUUGUAUCCGGGAACCUCCGUGGAGCCCAUCGUACCUGAUCCGGUGCACGAUGAGAAAUACGUCACCGUGGAAUUUGACGACGGAGACAGCGGUAGCAUCAUCUUGGACGACAUCAGAUUAUUGCAGCCCAAUUAUCCUCUCGUAGAAUACGAUCCGAAUCCUCUUCUUUCAUUGGGCAAACGACGGCGACAAAUGUCCUCUUCGGAAGAUAAACGUUCCUCCAGCAAUCAAACCGUUUCAAUGAACGCAGCAGCAGACAACGAUAAUUUCGCGAUGUAUUCCAACGUAAAGGAAUCCGUAAUGAAUACCAGCAGUGAAACCAACGACCCGGAGGUCGAUACGAUCGAAAGUACGAGUAGUGCGAGCAGCACGGAGUACUUCAGGAAAAAGCAUAUGAAGAAAAUAAAGAAAAUGAAGCGGUUGCUCGAAUCGCAAGAGGGGAAGAAGCACAGGAAACACAGGUCCCACAAGGAGCACCGUAAGCAUAAACAUAGGAAACAUCGAAAGCAUAAGCACAGACAUCACAGCAGCUUUGGUGACACGAGUAGCAUGAGCAACUGGGAAACCAGUCAGGAGCAAAGGAACGAGGAUAAAGCGAUGAACGCAGACUUCUCGAGUACAUCCGGUACAACUUAUCCCGCCGUCAAGGAGACAACGAGAUUAUUCGAGAAGGAUGACGAGACUGAAAGCUCGUUAAUGACCAUUCAGGAAGACGAUGAGACUCAAGCAGAAUCUGAGGAGCCGUCAGAUCCAAUCCAAAAGAACGACCUGGUUUAUGAAAUAGUCUCCAAACCGCCGCCAGAAUCGGUCAUCCAACAGGCUCGAUUAAAAUCCGAGGAACCGUCGUCGGAAGAGUGUCCGGACACUGAAGAAUCGUCGGAGGAUGUCCAGGCAAACAGCCAAUCAUCAGAUACCCAGGAGGAUACAGAAUCGUCGGAGGAUGUCCAGGCAAAUAGCCAAUCAUCAGAUCGCCAGGAGGAUACAGAACCGUCAGAAGAAACCUCAGAAGAAACCUCAGAAGAACCGUCAGAAGAAACCUCAGAAGAACCGUCAGAAGAACCGUCAGAAGAACCAUCAGAAGAACCAGCAGAAGAACCAUCAGAAAAACUGUCAGAAGAACCAUCUCCGAAGAAGAUGCGGAAGACAACGAUAAAGCGCCCGCAACGCGCCAACGUGUCUAAAGUCCGCUCCAAGAUAGGUCGCGCCAAAAUGAAUCGCGCCUCCAAGACGGAUUGCAUCCCGACAACUUCCGCGACGACGAGAAACAGAGCCUCGACGACAGUUCCCGCUUUGACGAAUGGCUGGAAACGUGCCUCGAAGACUCGCGCCGUCGUUCAAGCGAAUCUUGCCGCCCCGUUGAAUGCUGUCGAGACGCCCAGUCCGAUAGCCCGCAUGUUGCCCAACAAACGUCAUUGGAAAUGGGCAAGCAAGCCUCGCGUAUUAGGCGGAAAUCAAUUUUUCCGAUGCAUAGAACGCGGCAAAGAGAAGAUAAAGAUAGGCGAUAGCGUGCUAUUUUAUUCCUAUCGAAAGCCACAUGAGAAACCUUAUAUCGGCAAGAUCUCGUCGCUGUGGUUGAAUCAGAAAUCGGAGAUGAGAGUCAAAUCUAAAUGGUUUUAUCGUCCCGAAGAGCUGCAAGAACCUUGCACCCUGGAUCCUCCGGGGGGUCUAUUCGCAUCGAAGCAUGAAGAUUCGAACGACGUGCAGACGAUUUCACACAAGGUGAUGGUGUUACCGCUCGAGAAAUAUAAAAAAAUACUGCAAACAGAGAGGAGACGAGGAUACGACGACAACGAUCCUUAUUAUUACAACGCUGGUAGCUACUCGCAUCCAACGGUGACCUACGCACCUGGAGUCACAGCUAUUCCACUCCAAGAAUGAGAACCGCUUAAGCUGACGAUUAAGUUAAGCAAGAUUACUUAAUCGCGGUCAGCCAACGACAACUCUCUGCGAAAUUUUCUAAAACAAAGAAAAAGAGAUAAACUUUGUAAGCUUAUGCUGACAAGAGAAAACAUAGGCGAUAAUAUUUUUCUUCCCAUUACAUUUUAUUGCGAGAGCGCUGGUCAGAUUUAAAUUCACAAGGCACAAGCAUUACUUUAUUCACGAGGAUACUUGGACGAUUAAAUUGUCCGUCAGAUGACAAAUCCAUUCUACUCGAACUAGUGUCCUAACUUUCACCGAUUUAACAUUAGUUGUAUCAUACAUUUUGUGUUCAUUUUUCUCGUAAAAUACUCUACUGUAGCUGUGUAAAAAGGUAUCUUUAAUUGUCGCGAUACAUAGGAGACGAAAAAAUCCCACGAUGAAAACUGAAUAAGAUCAUUUCAAGAACAUGUAUAUAAUAUUGUUGCUGAAUGCGCGCGACAAGUUCGAUAUAAAUCUCGACAAACUUUAUAGCCUGUAACUCUUUCGACCUAACAACUUCAUAACAAGCAAUACUUGUGCCUUGUCAAAAAGAAAAAAAAAUUUCUCAUUGAAUGCGGUUCGACUACCGUUCAUUCGAUUUCUACGAAUCAUAAUUGCGCUUACAUUUUGCGAGCGGGCGAGAGAAGGAGGAUAUGAGCAAAAAGAAAAAAAGAAAAAGUGGAUCGAUGCAAUAAUCACACCAAGUGGCAUUAAACGUGGAAGUGAUCGAGAAUAAGAAUUUAUUUAGUGUACAUAUUUUUUGUAAAUACGACUUUAAGAACGUGUGUUUAAUCCUUGCGCGCACACGACUGGUUGACGUAAAACCGAAAUGUUAAAGCGAAAAAGCGAAUUAGAUUUGAGUUUAUAUACAGCUUAUAAAUUUUAAGCCGUAAGCUAAUGACCUGAGUAAGAUAUGCUGACGAACGUUAACCCGAAAAAGGAGAAAGCGCAUACACGUACAUUUUCACGCUCGAAUGUUCCAAAUUUUUUUUCUUUUAUUAACUAUUAAUAACGUAACGACGCACGCGAAUGUACGAUAAACGAGAUAACAUAGAUUCGCUGAAACGAAAAACGCAGAUGACAUUCUUUGAGGACACAGCUUAUAGAGAAUUAGCGAUUUGUUGUAAUUAAUAUGACACGUCAUAUAUUUUAAUAAUCGUUAAUGUUUAUUUGACUUACAUGUAAAUCAAAUAAACAUUUGCAUAUUUUGCAGCCGAAUAUUACAUUUGAAAUGUCGCAAAGCAUAAAGAAAUGAAUAGCGAAAUUAAUUCUAUCCAAGCUCUCGUAGAAAAAUCAAUUAUGUAAAUGACUUAGCUGGUUGCAAAUAAAGUUUGAAAAAUUGUCCGAGCGAUAUGAAAGGUCGUUUACGCCGACGAAUGCUAAAUUAAAGAAACGGGGUUUUCUUGAUGAAGCUUAACGAGAGACGUUAAAAAGGAAAACUUACGCAAUACCGUAAUAAAUUGAUAACGUAAAUGAGAGGCUUCUCUCUUCGAAGAGAUAAGUGUGGCAUUCGCUGUCUCUUCGAUGAGAAUUUGUACGAUUUGAUAUCGAGAAAUUUCAAUUUAUAAUCUCCAAUAAUCUAAUAGUUUUUUAGCUUCGAUUUUUCUCUAAAGUAAAAACGGAGUUUGAUCCACUUUAUAUCGUUUAACUGCUUUUCGUCGACCUGCGAGCUAUUUAUAUGCUGUGACAUAAUAAAAUAUAUUAUUCGUUGCAUUUUUAUUUGCCAUUUGUUAUAGUUUCUAGUUUCUAUGCGCAUCCAUGCUUUAUCUCGAAUCUUUCAUGAGCUUUCGUUCCUUUGACGCUUUUAUCUAAUGUUCAAGAUAUAGAAGGAAAAAGUUACAAUUAUUUCAUUUCUCCACAAGAUCAAGUCACUGUAGAAUUGUAUAGUUUUGAGAUUAUAAUUUUUAACAUUCA
Nylanderia fulva is the source of this 11218-nucleotide messenger RNA. NCBI's taxonomy places the organism in Eukaryota, Metazoa, Arthropoda, Insecta, Hymenoptera, Formicidae. The record is from RefSeq and is a predicted model, not a curated record.